AUGCCUGAGCCGAAAGCCGCACCUGCCCCCAAAAAGGGCUCUAAAAAAGCAGUUUCUAAGAGUCAAAUGAAGGGAGGAAAGAAACGCAGAAAGUCCAGGAAGGAAAGUUAUUCCAUACAUGUGUACAAGGUACUGAAACAAGUUCACCCCGAUACGGGCAUUUCUUCUAAGGCGAUGGGAAUCCUGAACUCGUUUGUGAAUGAUAUUUUUGAGCGCAUAGCCGGAGAGGCUUCUCGUCUAGCGCACUACAACAAGCGCUCGACCAUUUCUUCCCGGGAGAUCCAAACUGCUGUGAGGCUUCUGCUACCAGGAGAACUUGCUAAACACGCUGUGUCCGAGGGCACCAAGGCGGUCACUAAGUAUACCAGCUCCAAGUAAAUAUCUCAACUAAU
Erpetoichthys calabaricus (reedfish) is the source of this 392-nucleotide messenger RNA. Its product is annotated as histone H2B 5-like. The record is from RefSeq and is a predicted model, not a curated record. Lineage: Eukaryota; Metazoa; Chordata; Cladistia; Polypteriformes; Polypteridae. Gene Ontology annotation, molecular function: structural constituent of chromatin; protein heterodimerization activity; DNA binding. Gene Ontology annotation, cellular component: nucleosome. The coding region runs from base 1 to 378 and encodes 125 amino acids. The transcript has a single exon.